Danaus chrysippus (African queen) is the source of this 1767-nucleotide messenger RNA. Lineage: Eukaryota; Metazoa; Arthropoda; Insecta; Lepidoptera; Nymphalidae. The record is from the annotation of a GenBank genome assembly.
AUGAUUGUAUUUCAGGAUUGCCAUGGUCUUACCUUCGAAGACAGAGCUGUUGCUGACGAGAUACAGAAUUAUGAGCUGAUAACUGGUUACCAGAACGCUACCCACACUACCAUCGAGUUCAGGCGGCUGUUACUUACGUGUGAUAGACAGGAUUUUGUUAUUGGGGAAGACACAACCCAAGUACUCUGGGCAAUGGGUCCGGAUGGGUCUGAUGGAGACCUUCCCCGACAUUUUAAAGUCGUUUCCAGACCUUUAAGACUAUUGCAGCCCCCUUCCAAGCCCGCAAACCAGUUAAUGCAUUGGGAUGUGAAAAUCAGCAACCUGACAAUUCCUCACGCAUUGGCCACAUUGUUCUGGUGUAAGUUAUUUAAAGCACCGGAACUUCCAACAAAACACCAUAUAGUUGGUUACGAACCUUUGAUAGAUAGUCGACCAAUUCGUAAUGGGAGACCUGUUUUGGAAAAGGACAAUCAAUCUCCAGUACAUCAUAUGGUGCUGUAUGAAUGCGCUGAAGAUAAUGACAAAAAACAAUGGAAUGAGUGGACGGAAGGUGAUGGCUUCUUUGGUCCAACGAGGCCCGGUGAAUUUGGACUUUGCGUUACCCCAAUCGCGGCAUGGGCCAUCGGAUCCAAAGGUGAAUUCCUGCCUGAGAACGUUGGGAUUCCGCUAGGCGAGAAAGGAGGUGUUUCCUUCUACAUGCUAGAGGUUCAUUACGACAAUCUGGCGCUUCAUGACGUUCUGGAUAGUUCUGGUAUUCGAAUCCACUACACUUCAGUAUUAAGACCCCAUGAUGCUGCUCUACUGGGUACAGGUAUUGGAGUAUCAGCCCUACACGUCGUACCUCCUAAACAAAAAGCCUAUAGAACUGUUGGAAUUUGUAGCUCGGACUGUACUAAUAACACUAUGCCAGAAGAAGGAAUAAAUAUUGUAUCUGUGUUGCUUCACGCUCACGGAGCUGCACGCAAAAUCUCACUCAAACAUGUUCGAGGCAAUGAGGAACUUCCUAGAAUAUCGCAGGAAAAUACAUACGACCAUCGCUAUCAACAGUCUCGUAUUGUGCCUGGAGGCAGAAAAUUUUACCAAGGCGACAUUUUAAUAACAGAAUGUACUUAUGACAGCACUUCGAGAGAUAAGCCAAUUAUAGGAGGUUACUCUGAUAGACAGGAAAUGUGUCUAUCAUUCGUUCUAUACUACCCUCGUACUGAGCUAGCCGGCUGUUAUUCCAAUACACCCGUCGUUGAAUUCUUUGAAACAUUCGGCGUCAAACAAUUCUAUGGUUUGUCUAUGCUUCAUUUGGAGAAGAUAUUCUUUAUGACCGGGUUCGAUUCGUUAUCACCUGAAGCCAUAUCCCUACACUUAAGACACAAGGAUGAAGGACUCGUACGUGAGGGAGACGAUCAAGGAGUUGGGUUGAUGAAGGGUCUUGUUAUCAAAGAGCCUUUGGAAUUCCAUAACAAGACGUUCAUGGACCAUUUGAAUGAGAUGCCGUGGUCAGAGCCUUUGCUAACAGAACAGAUUGAAAAGAAAUUGUAUAGCGGCUUCCACAUGACCUUCUGUAAGAAAAGAGACGAUUCCUGGGGAACUCCGAUACAAAUAGAGGAAUUCCCAUUGUUUACCGAAAUCAAAAACAACGACGUAGCGGAGAAGUCAUGCAACUAUAAAAGUGUCAGACUACCCUCCAUAACAAACACUACUGGCUCUUCAACUACACACUACCUUUCUUCCGCUAUUCUGGCUCUUUGUCUAUUUAUUACCAUAGCACGGUAA